Messenger RNA from Erinaceus europaeus (western European hedgehog), 892 nucleotides. It is a transcript of the gene ISCU, whose product is annotated as iron-sulfur cluster assembly enzyme. Gene Ontology annotation, cellular component: cytoplasm; mitochondrial matrix. Lineage: Eukaryota; Metazoa; Chordata; Mammalia; Eulipotyphla; Erinaceidae. The record is from RefSeq and is a predicted model, not a curated record. Gene Ontology annotation, biological process: iron-sulfur cluster assembly; intracellular iron ion homeostasis. Bases 36 to 566 code for a protein of 176 amino acids. Gene Ontology annotation, molecular function: ferrous iron binding; 2 iron, 2 sulfur cluster binding. The transcript has 5 exons.
GUCGCGCUCAAUCGACGCAGUCUCGAGCCCGCAAGAUGGCGGCUGCUGGAGCGGGCCGGCUGAGACGGGCGGCUUCCGCCCUGCUGCUCGGGACCCCGCUCGGGACCCCGCGCCUCCCGCCCCGGGAACUGUCAGCCCCGGCCCGGCUCUACCAUAAGAAGGUUGUUGAUCACUAUGAAAAUCCUAGAAACGUGGGCUCCCUCGACAAAACUUCAAAAAAUGUCGGGACUGGACUGGUCGGGGCUCCAGCAUGUGGUGAUGUCAUGAAAUUACAGAUUCAAGUGGAUGAAAAGGGGAAGAUCGUGGACGCCAGGUUUAAAACAUUCGGCUGUGGCUCGGCGAUCGCCUCCAGCUCCUUGGCCACCGAGUGGGUGAAAGGGAAGACGGUGGAGGAGGCCUUGGCCAUCAAGAACACGGACAUUGCUAAGGAGCUCUGCCUGCCGCCGGUGAAGCUGCACUGCUCCAUGCUGGCUGAAGAUGCCAUCAAGGCCGCCCUGGCUGACUACAAGCUGAAACAGGAGCCCCAGAAACGAGAGGCUGAGAAGAAAGGAGGCCUCCCAGGCUGACGCCCCAGCAGCGCCUCAGAGCACACACGCCGAGCACCGCGGCGCCGAAGCAGCUCGGAACAGUCAGUCCGCUCCCAACCGCCGGCUAUUCAGUCCACGCUUAACCGCCUUAACCCUGUUCGUUUGUUUUGAGUUGACCGUCUGGCUUCAGACUGAAGGCGAGGAUGAGUCUCCACAUCUUGAGAGCCCAUAAAACGCACAAGAAUUUCACAUGGCCUGCAUCUGUUGGGGGCCGAGUGCCGACAGACGCCUUGGUUGUGAUCGUUUGAUAGUCACAGUCACUGUACAUAAAGCAUGUGUCAUAAGUAAAAGCGUGUCAGACGGCA